UGCCAUACUUCAUACAGUUUUAUCUCUAAUUUUAUCAACGUAAACGAAAAAAAUACGAGUCUUUAUCAGAGCAAUAAAAAGACGAUCCUUCGUUUAGCAAUGGCGUCGUCUACUACUCCUCGGGCCUUAGAUCAGCUUGUAAGGGACGGACUCAGUAGCUUGGUGUUUGCUUUUGGUUACCAGACUGGAAUAGUUGAUGCCUUCAUUAACGUUCGACAACCUUGUACGGCGGAAGAACUAAGUCAAAAAGCGGGCAAAAAACUAAGAUACAUACAAGAAUGGCUGGGAUGCCUGGUCGCAGCUGGAAUCGUAACCAUUAAUGAGGAGGGAAAAUAUUCUCUACCUUUCGAAACAAAUCAGUUAAAGCUAUGGGGGCACAUUUCAACGGUCAUCCCUAUUCUUAGCCAGAUCUUUCCUCAACUUCAAAAUGCAGUGUCACAUGAGGGACCUGAAGGAUUUUGGUAUUCUGAGCCAUUUUUGAGUUGGAUCAACACGAGUCAUUCACAAGAAGAUCUUGAUCAGUGGAGUAAACAAUUUCUUGCCCCUGUUUUGAAACUAAAACCAGGUUGCAAGUUUACAAUACUGGACUUUGGUUGUGGCUAUGGACGGCAUACGAGAGCAAUGGCAAAACAAUAUCCAGACUCUAAAAUAUACGCAUUUGACAUGGAUCAGGUCUCUAUAUCUUAUGCCAAUAAAGAGCUCUCAAAAGACGGCCCAAAAAACAUCGAGUACUUAUGCAAGAGAGGAGGACAACUUCCAGACGACUGGUCCGAAAAGUUUGAUUUCAUUAUCAUCAACGAUGUUCUACAUGAUUCUUUUGAAGUAGACGCGAUACUAGAAGAGAUAAAAAGAGUCAUUAAACCUGAUGGCUUCGCAGUUGCUUUUGACCCGGCUGUUUCAUCGUACCAUAGAAAUCUUAUCAACGAUAAAGAAGCCCAACUCCAUUUACCUUUUAGUUUUUUUACGUGCCUUCCUACAAGCAGUAUAAAUUCUUCUAAAGAAGGGCUAGGUGUUGGCUGGGGGUAUGAACGCCGAAAACAGAAGAUUAAAGACCAUGGUUUUCGGGUUGUGCAAGUCGGAGAUAAAGAUAUUGAUACCAUACAGGAGGGUAUUGUCUUUCAGAAGUUGUGAAACAAUGUUGUUUUCUUUGUUGUGUGAAAAUGCUUAUACGCAAAAGUUAUAUCUUUGUUCUGUAUCUAUAAAGUGUAUUCGUAUUUUUAACUCUUAAAACUGCGUUUUUGGACGCUGAAUGGUCAACAAAGUAGCCGUCAGCUCUACUUUACAUUUUCAAGUAUAAAUAUUAAAUGAUAAUUUCUUAUUCAGUUAAGAAAGUGUUGAUAUAUUUAAGCGUUAAAAUUUUAUAUGUUUCCCUGUAUAUCUUUACAGAGAUUCAUCCUACGAUAUCAAUAUGGUCCAAAAAUAGCCUCAAAACUCCAGCACUCUUCAGUGCAUUGUUCUGCUUAUUAGUUUACAGUUAUCAAUCAAAUAUGUAUAAUAAAAAGGUUUGCUUCAGUCAUUGCUAUCCUUUACGCUAUUAUUGCUUUUUUUACAUUGAUUUUAGUUUGGUUGUUCAUUUAGAUCACAAUUAUCUUUUUUAUGUCUAAAGUGCUAGUUGACCGAAAUGUUCUGCGUACUUUUUUUUUUUAAUUUUUCAGCAUGUUUAUUAAAUGAUU
Messenger RNA from Magallana angulata, 1673 nucleotides. RefSeq lists its product as uncharacterized. The coding region runs from base 100 to 1131 and encodes 343 amino acids. NCBI's taxonomy places the organism in Eukaryota, Metazoa, Mollusca, Bivalvia, Ostreida, Ostreidae. The record is from RefSeq and is a predicted model, not a curated record. The transcript has 4 exons.